This is a messenger RNA of Pseudozyma flocculosa PF-1, 1146 nucleotides long. RefSeq lists its product as uncharacterized. The transcript is spliced from 2 exons. The record is from RefSeq and is a predicted model, not a curated record. NCBI's taxonomy places the organism in Eukaryota, Fungi, Basidiomycota, Ustilaginomycetes, Ustilaginales, Ustilaginaceae. Bases 1 to 1146 code for a protein of 381 amino acids.
AUGAGCCACACCGUCCUCCUCCUCGGCGCCACCGGCUUCGUCGGCGGCCAGAUCCUGCACAAGCUCAUCACCUCUCCCCUCUCAGGCCCGGACUCGCCCUCGGUGGGCACCGUCAUCGCCCUCGUCUCUGGCGCAUCAAAGGCGGCCGCAGUGCGAUCCUGGGAAUCCUCGCUCCGCUCCCGGUCCACCAGCACCGUCCUACAGAUCGAGGACGUGGACCGUUCCACCCCGCAACACUGGUACAACGCCGUCGAGCAGUGGAGCGCCAACGUCGACUGCGUCAUCAACGCAGCCACCAGCGACGACCUCGACCUCACAAAGGCCAUCAACGCCGGCAUCAUCAAGGCAAAACACAACGGAAGAAAGGCUACCCUCGUACACCUCAGCGGCGUACAGCUCAUCGAGAGCCAGCCCGUCGGCACCUAUGUAGAGACGCCAAACUACAACGACGCAGACGCCAAACAGAUCCAGAGCAUCGCCGACUCUGCCGCACACCGCCUCAUCGACCUCGAGAUCGCCAAGGCCAUCAGCGCCGGCGCAUUCUGGGGCUCAAUCGUCUGCCCGGCCCUCAUCUGGGGCAUCUCAUCGGGACCGUGCAAGCGCUACUCGGCCAUGGUGCCCGACAUGGUGCGCAAGUCGCUCCACAACAAGCGCGCCACCCACGUCGGCGACGGCACCAACCGCUGGAUCCACGUCCACAUCGACGAGUGCGUCGACCUCAUCCUCGCCCUCGUCGCCGACCACCUCUCCAACCCCUCGGGCGCCGGCCGCGACCACGCCCUGUUUGGCAGCUUCUUUUUCGCCUCGCACCGGGACCUCGUCGACUUCAAGACGAUUGCGCGCGCCAUCGGACGCGUCCUGGCGCGCCGCGGUAUCGUCGAGACCGACGAGCCCAUCAGCGUGCCCGCGCCGCCGUUUGACGCACAGCAAAAGGGCGUGCGCAUCGAAGACGGCCAGAGGAGCCAGGAAGACCAAGAGACCGACCGAAAGACGCCCAUCUGGCCGUGCAGGACAAACUGCCGCUGCAUCGCCAGCCGCGGACCCGCCGAGCUGGGCUGGAAGUGCACCCGCGCCUACGACGACGCCGCCAUCGAGCAAGACGUCGAGGGCGCCCUCGACCUCAUCCUCGCCGAGUCGUCAACGUGA